AUGGUUACUUGCACUGAGCACUUGGAAAAUUUGCAAAACUGGACAUUAGACCAAAGAAUUAAAAUUCGUCUAGAAGAUACCGGUUUUCCACGUUUAAGCGAACUUGCAAAAUGUCAACAUGAUAGCCAGCUUCUGAAAUGUGUGGUAUCCCAUUUCAAUACAGAGACAUGUGGAUUUGAAUUUGGUGGUAUAAAAUUAGUUUUUGGCUUGAAAGAUGUUCUCGAAAUUACAGGCUUGCACAUUACAGGCCAGUCUGUCACUGGGACCGCUGGUGACAUGACUUAUUGGUCCAACCAAUGUUUUGGACAAGAUUUGACCUUUAAAAAACAAAGGGCAAUUCGAGGAGCCAUUAAGCUAUCUGUUCUUAGAGAAAAAUUUAUGGAAGUUCCACCAAGAGCAACUGAAGUUGAACUAGAUCGACAUACUAGAGCAUAUGCUCUUUAUGUUCUAGGUUCGUCCUUAUUCAGUAGUUCUUCUAAGGGGGAUGUUGAUACUCUCCAUCUUCCAUUGCUUUAUCAUGUUGAAAAAAUAAAAGAUUAUGCCUGGGGUGCUGCUGCUCUUGCACACCUAUAUUGUUCUAUGAAAAAAAUUAAAGAAGAGGGUAAAAAGCAUUUGCACGGGAUUGCAUUGUCCCUGCAGGUAAGUUAUUUUAUAUUUCCAUUCUCCAAUUAA
Molecule: messenger RNA, 672 nt
Organism: Vicia faba (fava bean)
Lineage: Eukaryota; Viridiplantae; Streptophyta; Magnoliopsida; Fabales; Fabaceae
Source: the annotation of a GenBank genome assembly